GUUUCAGGGUAAGGAGUGGACCCGGCCAGACAGGCAAGGCCGCAUCUCCCCCGAGAUCCUGGAGUUCCAGGCAGUGCCUGUGGAGGCCGUUGACGCCAGUGGAUGUGUCAUCAACUACCAAGGCCUGGACAACAUCUUGCCACCUGCCUUUGCCCCCACAGUGGUCCUGAAGGGGCUCCGGUCCCUGUGGCUGCAGCGCUGUCCCCAUGUGGACGACUGGUGUCUCAGCCGCCUCUACCAGCUGGCUGACUCGCUGCAGGAGCUCUCACUGGCUGGCUGCCCCCAAAUCUCCGAGCGGGGCCUCGCUUGCCUCCACCACCUCCGGAACCUGCACAGGCUGGACAUCUCAGACCUCCCUGCCGUGUCCAAUGCGGGCCUCAUGCAGAUCUUGGUGGAGGAGAUGCUGCCCAACUGUCGAGUCACCACUUCAGAACUGGAGAGCUUCCUUGAGAGUCCCGAAGUUUGUACUCCUUGCAGCCACAGGGCUGAAAGUGCUGAAAAUACAGCACAAUACAGGGGCCGGAUGUGAGUGUUCCCGGAGUCGCCGUGCAGCUGCGGGCGGGGCCAGGACCCCAGGGCGGACGGAUUCCCACCCCGGCGGCCCAGGCACCAGAGAGGAUGGUGGAGGUCUCUCCUGCCUACCCCCGAGGUCUCCCAGGCUCGCGCUCCUCCACAAUGUCUGUCUCCGCCUGCCUCGCCCCCUCCAGCCCCCUUCCCCACCCUCACCAGGACGCUGGGCAGCGACCGCACCUCCCACCUCUGACCGGGCCGACCCACUCCCUCCGCACGGUCACCACCGCCCCCGCGCGACCAGGCGCCAGCCCCUUGCCUCCCAGCUUCGCCACUUCGGGGCUCUGCAUGUCCCUGGGUCACUCCAACACUACCCAGCCCAGGCUCGGGCCUGGCCCUCAGCCUCCCCCUACCCCGGACUCUCCCAGGCCCCUGGUUCUCUCCCUCCUGGGCCUGGCCGGGUCCCGUUGGCACCUUCCACGUCUCACCAGAAAACCAGCCCCAACACGCCGCCGCCGCCGGAGCCCUCCAGGCCUCCCCCGCCUCGUCCUCCCGCCUCCCUCAGCCCCGCCCCGACCCCUCCCGGCCCCUGGGGUCCUCCCAGCCUCCCGCUCCCCGCCCCUCCGGACUGGUUAGGCUGGGCUGCAGAACAACGACAACCAGUGCAGGACAACCACCGCAGGACCGGCACAGAAGGGAGUCAGGGAGGCCCCACCGGAGGCCCCGGCGGAGCUGGCGGGAGCUGGACGUGCAGGCCUCCGUGGCUCCUUUGCAGCUCCCGCAGCAUCCCUCCCCUGGGCCAGGUCAUGCACUGCCCCAAGUGCCUUCUCUGCCUGUCGGCGCUGCUCACACUCCUGGGCCUCAAAGUGUACAUCGAGUGGACAUCCGAGGCUUGGCUUGGCAAGGCCUACCCAGGGCCCCCGGGCACCCUGCCAGGCCCCACACCAGCCAGCCCUGAGCCCACCCUGCCAGCUAACCUCUCAGCCCGCCUGGGCCAGACUGUCCCGCUGCCCUCUGCUUACUGGAACCAGCAGCAGUGGCGGCUGGGGGCUCUGCCCAGUGAGGACAGCUCUGAGGCAGGGGACUGCCGGGCUUGGGGGAAUGCCGCCGCCACUGAAAUCCCGGACUUCGCCACCUACCCUGAGGACCUCCGCCGCUUCGUGCUGUCGGCAGCCUGCCGGAGCUUCCCACGGUGGCUGCCUGGAAGCGGCAGUGGCCAAGUGGCCAGCUGCACAGAUACCGACGCCCCCUACCUGCUGUUGGCUGUCAAGUCAGAACCAGGGCGCUUUGCAGAACGACAGGCCGUGAGGGAGACAUGGGGCGGUCCGGCUCCAGGAAUCCGGCUGCUCUUCCUAUUGGGGUCCCCAGUGGGGGAAGGGGGACCUGACCUAAGCUCCCUGGUGGCCUGGGAGAGCCGCCGCCACAACGACCUGCUGCUCUGGGACUUCUUCGACGUCCCCUUCAACCAGACGCUCAAGGACCUGCAGCUGCUGGCCUGGCUGGGCCGCCACUGCCCGGGUGUGAACUUUGUCCUGCUGGCUCAGGAUGAUGCCUUUGUGCGCACCCAUGCCCUGCUGGACCACCUUCAGGCCCUGCCACCCAGCUGGGCCCGAGGCCUCUACCUGGGUGAGGUCUUUACUGAAGCCAAGCCCCUCCGGAAGCAUGGAGGACCUUUCUACGUGCCUGGGUCCUUCUAUGAAGGUGGCUACCCGGCCUAUGCAAGCGGGGGUGGCUACAUCAUUGCAGGGCCUCUAGCACCCUGGCUGCUGCGGGCAGCAGCCCGUGUGGCACCCUUCCCCUUCAAUGACGUCUACACCGGCCUGUGUGUCCGUGCCCUGGGCCUGGAGCCCAGAGCCCACAAAGGCUUCUUCACAUCCUGGCCGGCAGACCACACCGCUGACCCAUGCACCCUCCAGGACCUGCUGCUGGUGCGGCCCCUCAGCCCCCAGGACAGCAUUCGGCUCUGGAAACACCUGCGGGACCCUCAGCCCCAAUGCUGAGCCUCAGUGCCUGCCCCUCACCAGCCUCUCCUUCUAGGCCUUGGUGUGAGGGAGGAGGUCCUAGAGUUGUGGCUGCCUGCGCCCCUCCUGAGUCCUCCCAGGCCAAGGGACUAGACAGCAGGAGGCAGCAGACUAUUCUUCUCUACUUUUUGUUUUUGAAAAAUAUGCACUCCCCACUUUGA
Manis pentadactyla (Chinese pangolin) is the source of this 2692-nucleotide messenger RNA. It is a transcript of the gene B3GNT8, whose product is annotated as UDP-GlcNAc:betaGal beta-1,3-N-acetylglucosaminyltransferase 8. The coding region runs from base 207 to 2510 and encodes 767 amino acids. Lineage: Eukaryota; Metazoa; Chordata; Mammalia; Pholidota; Manidae. Gene Ontology annotation, molecular function: protein N-acetylglucosaminyltransferase activity. Gene Ontology annotation, cellular component: membrane. The record is from RefSeq and is a predicted model, not a curated record. The transcript has 7 exons.